Molecule: messenger RNA, 2723 nt
Organism: Camelina sativa (false flax)
Lineage: Eukaryota; Viridiplantae; Streptophyta; Magnoliopsida; Brassicales; Brassicaceae
Source: RefSeq, a predicted model, not a curated record
GAUAGAAGCAAACGUAACCAAAAAAUAAUAAAUAAGAUAUAAGAAGAAAAUAAGAAACCGGCGAUUUCGGAGGAGGAGAUCGCAAACCUUGCGUGUGUCUCCGCAAGGGAUUUUGGAAGAAGAAGAAGAGAUCGAAAGAUCUAAAGAAUGGAGAAGAAGAAGGUAUGGUUUUGGGGUGUGAAGGACGACGAAGAAGAUGGAGGAGGAAGAGCCAAGGACGCAGAGGAUGAAGUAGCUGACCAUUUGUCUCGAGAUGGAACCAUGAGUCAGUAUAGCCUUAGCAAAGGCCUUCUUCCUCCUCUGGGAGCCAGCGCUCGUUCCUCUCGUGAUGUCAUCCUCCGUCGCUUCAUCGUCUCUCCCUUCGAUCCUCGUUACAGAGCGUGGGAGACGUUUUUGGUGUUUUUGGUGCUCUACACAGCUUGGGCGUCGCCUUUUGAAUUUGGGUUUCUGCAAAAGCCAAGAGCACCUCUCAGUAUUCUCGAUAACAUUGUCAACGGGUUUUUCGCUGUUGAUAUUAUCUUGACGUUCUUUGUUGCCUUUUUAGACAAGGUAACUUAUCUCCUUAUCGAUGAUCCAAAGAAGAUAGCUUGGAGAUAUACGUCGACUUGGCUUGCUUUUGAUGUGGUUUCCACAUUUCCUUACGAAAGUUUCGGGAGUUUGCUUCAUGAGAGUAUUCAGGGAUAUGGGAUUUUUAGUAUGCUUCGUCUAUGGCGUCUUCGGAGGGUCAGUAAUUGUUUUGCCAGGUUAGAGAAAGAUAGGAAAUACAGCUACUUUUGGGUUCGCUGCACGAAGCUUCUCCUUGUUACUCUAUUUGUGAUUCAUUGUGGUGCUUGCUUCCUUUAUUCCAUUGCUUCACAUUAUCCAGACCCUUCCAAGACAUUUAUAGCAUUAACAGAUGAAAACUGGAAACAGUCUCCUAUUGCGGUGCGGUAUAACACGGCAAUGUAUUGGUCUAUAACUACUUUCUCCACAACAGGUUAUGGUGAUAUACAUGGUGUUAACUCAAGAGAGAUGACUUUCAUUAUUUGCUACAUGGUUUUUAAUCUUGGAUUAUCAGCAUAUAUAAUUGGUAAUAUGACCAACUUGGUGGUUCACGUAACUGGCCGCACCAGAAAAUUUAGAGAUACCAUCCAAGCGGCCUCGGGGUUUGGUCAGAGGAACAAUCUGCCAGUGCGCUUGCAAGAUCAGAUGGUAGCUCAUUUGUGUUUGAGGUACAGAACUGAUUCAGAAGGAUUACAGCAGCAAGAAAUAAUCGAAUCCCUUCCCAAAGCUAUUCGCUCCAGCAUAUCGCAUUACCUGUUCUAUGAAGUUGUUGACAAGAUCUAUUUGUUCCAUGGAAUCUCCAAUGAUCUUCUUUUCCAGUUGGUCACUGAAAUGAAAGCAGAGUAUUUUCCUCCCAAAGAAGAUGUGAUUUUGCAGAAUGAAGCACCAACAGACUUCUACAUAUUGGUCACCGGAGCUGUUAACCCGAGUCGAACGAUGUCGUUUGGGUCUCUCGUCCUUCCAUCUCCACCUUCAUCCUUUUCUGCUAAGCUCAAGCCUUUCAAUGGCUACGGAAGGCUCCAUCGUCAUCUCGUCCGAGCUUCUUCUUCUGAUGUUCCCGAUUUCCUCUCUGCUGAUUGGUUGGAGAGCCGUAGGAAACGACCGUUUGGCCCGAGACUUGAUGUAAUGACUCUCUAUUUACUGCAUCAGCUUAGANCCUCUCAUAUAGCAGCAUCAAAAGGAAGCCAUUAUUGCGUCGUUUUACUUCUUGAAAAUGGAGCAGAUCCUAACAUUAGCGAUUCAGAAGGUAAUGUACCCUUGUGGGAAGCAAUCAUAGGGAGACAUAGCGGAAUUGCUAAACUCCUUGCAGAGAACGGAGCAAAGUUAAGCUUAGACUCAGUGAGCUAUUUCGCGUGCUUAGCCGUGGAAAGAAACAGCUUAGACAUACUCAAAGACAUCAUCAACUACGGCGGCGAUGUCACACUCCCUGACGGAAACGGAACCACAGCCUUACACAGAGCAGUCUCAGAAGAACACUUGGAGAUUGUUAAGUUCUUACUAGACCAAGGUGCUGAUUUGGACAGGCCGGAUUCUUACGGGUGGACACCUCGUGGUCUUGCCGAGCAUCAAGGGCAUGAAGAUAUCAAAACCUUGUUUCAUGAUCAUAGGCCCGUGGAGAAGAAACCGAAACCUGUCCCUGGAAUACCUCAGGUUCCUGUGACAGGAAAGCCAUUGAUGAAGUAUAGUAGUGAGCCUACAAUGCAUUCAGGAGAAAUGCCUCUUGUCAGAGAAGGAGGUCAGGUUGUGGUUUCUCAGAGACGCAAACUUAAUAACUUCAGAAACUCGCUCUUCGGAUUCAUUUCAGCUGCAAAUACCGCUGAUGAUGGAGGGGAUCCUUCAAGAAGCCCAGCAGUUCCUAUAGGAGGAGGAGGAGGAGGAAGUAUGUUUUAUCCGGCUAGAGUGACCAUUAGUUCGCCGGAAAAUAACGGUGGAAAAGUGAUAUUGUUGCCGAAUUCAAUGGAAGAGCUAUUGGAAAUUGGUGAGAAAGAGAUGGGUUUCGUGCCAACUAAAGUACUUACAAGAGAAGGAGCUGAAAUUGACGACAUCACUCUUAUUAGAGAUGGUGAUUUUCUCAUUCUUUCAAGAGAUCCUUGAUUCACACGCAACUCUCUUUCGUUUUAGUUCUAUUUAAAACAAACAAGCAAAAUGGCAAUCUUAACGCAAACCAUGGUCAAGCUGAA